Messenger RNA from Gekko japonicus, 1203 nucleotides. It is a transcript of the gene UROS, whose product is annotated as uroporphyrinogen III synthase. Lineage: Eukaryota; Metazoa; Chordata; Lepidosauria; Squamata; Gekkonidae. The record is from RefSeq and is a predicted model, not a curated record. The coding region runs from base 94 to 882 and encodes 262 amino acids. The transcript has 10 exons. Gene Ontology annotation, biological process: uroporphyrinogen III biosynthetic process. Gene Ontology annotation, molecular function: uroporphyrinogen-III synthase activity.
GCUGCGGCGGGGAAGGGAAGAGUGAGAGCUGGACGCGGGCGAGGGCUCCCUGCUGCCGACCUGGCUCCCCGCGGAGCAAGUCUCCAGUAAACAAUGAAAGUUCUGUUGCUGAAGGAGCCUAAAGAAAAUGAAAAUGGACCAGAUCCAUAUGUAAAAGAACUGGAGUUACAUGGACUUGAAGCAACUUUGAUCCCAGUUUUAGCAUUUGAAUUUAUUUCCCUUCAAGCUCUCUUCGAAAAACUUUCUCAUCCUGAACAAUAUUGUGGGCUAAUUUUUACCAGUCCAAGAGCCAUAGAAGCAAUCAAGUUAUGUCUAGAAGAUAAUGGUAAAAAAGAAGCUUGGAAAAAUUAUCUGGGAGAAAAAUGGAAUACCAAACCAGUUUAUGUGGUAGGAAAAGCUACUGCUGGGCUAGUAGGUGAAAUAGGCCUUGUACCACAAGGAGAAAACUGUGGAAAUGCUGAAAAACUAGCAGGAUACAUUUGUUCCCGGGAGUCAUCCAAUUCAUUGCCUCUACUUUUCCCUUGUGGGGCUCUCAAGAGGGAAACUCUUCCAACAAUGCUUAGAGGAAAAGAUAUUGCAUUUGAAAGCCUUACGGUUUAUCAAACCGGUCAACAUCCUAAUCUUAAUGAAUCCUUAAGGAAUUACUUCUCACAAGAGGGUGUCCCUGCAAGUGUUACAUUCUUCAGUCCAUCUGGUGUCAAAUAUUGUCUGAAGCAGAUUCAGAAAUUAUCUGGUGAUCUCAUGCCCCACAUUAAGUUUGCAGCCAUAGGUCCAACAACAGCUGAAGCUAUGGCCACUGAAGGAAUUGUUGUGAGCUGCACUGCCAUCAACCCUACUCCACAACAUCUCACUGCUGGUAUUAAAAAGAGUCUCCACUUGUAGAACUGCUGUUCACUCAAGUUGAUCUAUUUUAAGGCCAUGGCUUGGAUCCCACCUAGAUUUUCGCCAAUUCCCCCAUCCUCUGAUUUUCCCUGAAAGGUAUUCUUGGGGGUUGCCAUGUCAUGGAAGCAGCAUUUCGGGGGUGCUUUGGGCUGCCUUGGGAGAGCGGAAUUGUCAAAAAUCACACCCCACCACUGCCCUUGUACAUGCAGAAAUUCCAGGUGGGAUCCAAGCCCACAUGUUUAGUAGGAGUAAGAUCUCUAAAAUGAAAUACAUGGCUUGUCAAUGUGGAAUGUAAAAUUCUUUUUAAAUGCACGUUAUAUU